AUGAAUCGUUUCGCCUUGAACAUCGUCCUCGGGGCGAUGCUCCUCGUCUCGCCAGUGUCGUGUUUGGUGUCGUGGUGGACGGAGGUGAGCCCUCAUGUGGCCAUGCAAGAUCCCGCCACGGGACACAUCUUGUACAGUUUGUGCAACAGCAACCACACGCCCAUCUUCCCCACAGACGGGAAGAACGCUCUAAAUCUGCUGAAGAGAGCUCGAAACGGCACGGCCCUCGCCGGGGCUGGGUGGUACGACGCGAAGAAGUUGAAGACAGUGGCUUCACUGUUCUUUAUCAACGAGGACGGCUCAAUCGUAAACGGAUAUUUCGAGUGCGAUAUGAACACCGGCUUCUACGCCACCAAGGGUGAAUAUGUCAUCUCCUCCACAGCCGGCGUCCAGUCCAUCCACCCGCAGACCGGCCUGACAGUCGAGCUGUUGGGCGCAGAGAAUGGUUACCGGGUUUUCUUUCACGACGAGAAGAAGAGGGUCAAUGUCUUGUCGUAUACAACAAAAACGGACUGGCAAUUACAGGGCCAGAUUUCCCAGGAGGUUGUGCCCACCAUGGCAUUAUCGUCGGUGCACUCCGGUGUGGCGAAUGUGUCCGUCAUCUUCCCCAAAGACUCGGAGACACUUGAAAUUUCGAGAUACUACAAGGAUGACAGUUGGCGUAUUGCCACGCUACCUCGUCCUCUUGCAAACAACACAGUCACAAACAACACAGAUGCGGCCAACAUCCUGCUCGAUUCCUCGAUGACGCCGAACUUCACGCUGCCGGCGUGGCCACGUAACGUGACAAGCUUCGCCGCAUCGGUGGAUCACUCGUACGUGAGAAGCAUCUUCUACAUAGGAACAGAUGCCAAGCUGCACCAAGUGUCGAAUAUCAACUGGGCGUGGACAAUGAUGCCGGGACAAGCUGAGCGCCUGUGGCCCGUGGCUGACGAACCGGCCGGCGCACUGACAUCAACGAACAACUUCGACACGAACGAAAUAUGGCUGUGGUAUCGCUCGAACGGCAGCCUGGUACAGGUGUACCACAACCCCCAGGGACUCUGGGUUGACGCAACUACAGUCCCCAGUUUCAAUACGACCCCGCCAGCAGACGGAGGAUCGGCAUCGCCGACUGAGACAUCGGGCGCAACGGCGAAACCGGCGGUUCUGUCCAUGGAAGCCAAGGCGGGCAUCGGUGUGGGUGUUACAGUAGGGGUUCUUGCCAUUGCGGGUAUCGGCAUCUUCUUCUUCGUGCGACGGAGAAGGCAGCAAAUAGAGGCGGAGGAGGCCCGGCUGAAGGAGAUUGAGGCUGUCACUCGACAAACAUCCUUCGGGAACAGCAUAUACGGAGCCGGCGGAGUGGGGCCGUACUCAGAGUACGGAAACCUGGUGUGGAGUCCCGAGGGCCCAAGAGAGAAACUCGGGACACCAAUAUUGGAGGCAGACACUAGAGAUAUAAUGCCGCCACAAGAACUACCCGUCGGCGAGAGGCACGAGCUUGUCGGAGAGGGUCACUUUAGAGAAAUGGACGCAACAGGGCAGAAUGCUGCCAGGAGAAGCAUUGGAGGCUGGAGGGAGGCGCAGGCCGAUAGGCAAUAA
Molecule: messenger RNA, 1581 nt
Organism: Colletotrichum truncatum
Lineage: Eukaryota; Fungi; Ascomycota; Sordariomycetes; Glomerellales; Glomerellaceae
Source: RefSeq, a predicted model, not a curated record